Messenger RNA from Aphanomyces astaci, 1541 nucleotides. RefSeq lists its product as hypothetical. Lineage: Eukaryota; Oomycota; Saprolegniomycetes; Saprolegniales; Verrucalvaceae. The transcript has 10 exons. Gene Ontology annotation, molecular function: calcium ion binding. Bases 26 to 1144 code for a protein of 372 amino acids. The record is from RefSeq and is a predicted model, not a curated record.
GUUCCUUUGAGGAUCCAUACGCACGAUGUCGUCGAAGCGGUCGAAGAAGGAUGGCGAAACUAAGACUGAAGGUGACGGGGACAAGAAGAAGUCCAAGAGUAAGAAGAAGGAGAAAGCACCAUCGAAAGAGCCCAAGGAACCCAAAGAGCCCAAGGAGAAAGCACCAGUUGUAGAACCGCCAACGACGACGCAGGCACCCCCGCCUCCCGUCAUCGAGCAGCCCGAAAUCAACGAUCCGGAUGCUAUCCAGCUCUUUCGCCGAUACGACCGUGAAAAGGCCAACCACGUCACGCGCAGCGACUUCCUAGACCUUUUGCGUGACUAUACGACAUGGUACCCCGGAAGGAAGUGGAACAUGCCAGUCAUGCCAUGCGCGCUCACGGACGCGGCGGGGGUCCCGCUCGGCUUUGAACGCACGUCGCGCAACUCCGAGUUCGAGGCCGGGCAGCUCUUUGAACGCUACGACACGAAUCGAUCAGGAACGUUGGAGCUUGGCGAGUUCCAACUUUUCUUCAGGGAUUUCAAAAAGCAGUUGGCCCCGUUCGUGGACGAAAUGCUCGCGGCAUUUCACGCAACGCCACCGCUGUCACGAAUGGGCUUUGACUCGGCGGGGCUACCCCGACGCCAUCCUCCCACCAACUCGUUUGGCGAGCCAACGACAACCAACCCCUGGCAGCAACGUCCGCCCAACCACGACUCGUCCCAGCGAGUGUUUGAUACAAGGCACUUGUACGAGUCCAAACUCGACCAGCUGCAUGCGUUGAGUGAAAAGACAUUGCGCCACUUGCAACUCCAAAAGUUGGACCAUGGUCAGUAUCCGCGCCACCAAGCCGCCACCGCGACUUUGCCGACAUGGACGCGACACGCACCACCGCCUUCCAUGAUGCCUCACCACCACCACAACACCAGUGCCCCCCGCUGGCACGACAUGGAUGAACUUGAAAGAGACUUAGCGUUUGUGGAUCGAAUAUACACCGACACCACCAAGUUCAUGGAGCAGGCGCAUCGGGUCGUGUCGAUUGAAGACAUGAAUGCGUUCCUAGAUGAGUUUCCACGGGUAGAAGACACAAACAAGAUGAAAUCAUGCACGACAUACGAGUGCCUCUUGGUUUUGGCUAGAUGCACGGGAUGGUCCAACAAAUAGCCGCGAAAACCUAUGCGCAAUCCCCACCGGUAAACUCACAUCAACCAACACACAGUAGCAGCAAAAACGACGUUGAUCGGGACAAGCUGGUCAAGGUCAAAGACCAGAUGAUUUGGGGGUUGCUGCAAGAACGGAAUGAACUGAGGCGGCAGCGGGAUGCUAUCGACGCUCAAUUCCGUCACAUGACCGAGUUGAGUGCCCAGGAAAUGCGAAAAUGGGCCAAACUCACGGACGACAUGCAAGCAGAAAUAGAACGGCUGCGGGGGUGACCAAAGUUGCGAUGUACACGUUAGCUGCUGUACAUCUCUCCGAGACACUGGAGCUUCCAAAAUAUCCUGCGACAACUUAUAAAAGUGUAUAUUGCAGUUGUAAUACCACCAACCAUUGAGAUCCAAAC